Molecule: messenger RNA, 1656 nt
Organism: Fibroporia radiculosa
Lineage: Eukaryota; Fungi; Basidiomycota; Agaricomycetes; Polyporales; Fibroporiaceae
Exons: 18
Coding region: 1-1656 (551 amino acids)
Biological process (GO): transmembrane transport
Cellular component (GO): membrane
Molecular function (GO): transmembrane transporter activity
Source: RefSeq, a predicted model, not a curated record
AUGGGUUCCGACUCAGGUAGUCUUAGCAUUGAAGAGAAAGAGGCCGUUGUUACCAAAGUGUCCUCUCCUCAGAGUAAAGAAAUUGCGGUGGAAGAUGGUGAUUUACUCUCCCCGGAUGUGCGGCCUGCUGCAGAGAGACAACUGGUGCGCCACCUGGAUCUCAGACUAAUGCCAACGAUCAUCAUCAUUUUUAUAAUGAACUACAUUGAUCGAAGUGCGGUCUCGUCUGCGCGUUUACAAGGUCUUCAACAGGAUCUGAAUUUGUCAGGAAUACAAUAUUCUACCGUGCUUGCUGUCCUCUGUGCAUCCUAUGUUCCCGCUCAGAUACCAUCGAACAUGAUUUUAAACAGAAUAUCUAGGCCAUCUUACUAUAUCCCAGCCUGUGUUGUGCUGUGGGGUCUCACUAGUGCGAUGACAGGAGUCACCAAGAAUUAUACGGGGAUUGUACUGUGCCGAAUUUUCAUUGGACUCCCAGAGGCUGCAUUCUACCCUGGCGCAAUGUACUUGCUAUCUCGGUGGUACACGCGGAAGGAGCUCGCCUUUCGCUCUGCGGUAAUAUAUGGUGGUUUACUGAUUUCAAAUGCGUUUGGAAAUGUCCGUUUAGUCAUUUCUAUUUUCCUACUGGUGCUGGUGAUGGAUCUCACGCAUUUACAGCUUAUGGCGGCAGGAAUCUUGUCUGGGAUGCAGGGAAAGAGAGGAAUAGCGGCCUGGAGAUGGCUGUUUUUCAUUGAAGGAUCUAUAUCGAUCUUCAUCGGCAUCAUUGCAUGUUUCAUCUUACCCGACUACCCGCAUAACACCCGUUGGUUGUCUCCUGCUCAGCUGAGAUUAGCCCAAGUUCGGCUAGCAGAGGAUGCUGGAGAAGCCGAUGAAGAUUCCGCUCAAGAAUCGGCGCUCGUGGGAUUAAAGCUUGCUCUCCAGGACCCAAAGGUCUUGAUCUUCUCUAUCAUGAACUGUUCUCAGCUUCUGGGGCUAGGUUUCAUCAACUUCUUCCCGACCAUUGCUGCUACGCUGGGAUUCUCGACCACUGUGACGCUCUUGCUUUGCGCGUGGGUAUUCUUUCUCAAUUUCGAAGGGUUCCUUAAUGACCGUGAUCUCAGACCCCCAUGGAUCUUCUCAACGAUCGUGUGCGCCGUGAAUGCAUGGAGUGCAGAUAGAACUGGAGAGCGGUUCUUCCACCACUGUUGGCCAUGGUGGGGCGUCCUUGUCGGGUACAUCAUUGGUGUCUCAACAAUGUCAGUCGGGGGUCGCUAUUUUUCCAUGUUCCUUAUGGCAGCAGGAUAUUCAGGUUUCGCGUUAACGGCGGUGUGGGUAGCUAAUGCUAUACCGCGACCACCUGCUAAACGGUCCGCGGCGAUCGGCAUUGUGAACGGAAUCGGCAACAUAGGGAACUUAAUCAGUUCAUAUACUUGGAAAUCACAGUGGGGGCCAAACUAUCAUCCUUCCAUGUACAUUGGGAUAGCCUCUCUCGCUUUGAGCACAGUACUCGCCUUCGUGAUCCGUUGCAUGCUCGUAUACGAGAACAAGAAGCUGGAACGCGACGAAUCUGAAGACUUGAAGGGCGCAAGGCGCGAGCGCAUCGAAGAGGCUGCUAGGCUGGAAGGACUCGCAUUUGAGCAGGCGUUGGAGCGCAAGAGAGGGUUUAGGUAUCUCUAUUAA